AUGGCUGAGGAAGUGUUACUGUGCAAUGCGAAACUCUCAGGGAACCUCACCCCAUCCCUCCUGGCAGUGGCCUUCCUGGCCUCCUUUGGCAGCUCCAUGCUCUAUGGCUAUAACCUGGCCGUAGUGAACUCACCUGCAGAGUACAUUAAAGACUUCUAUAAUCGCACCAUUGUGGGUCGCAAUGGCACAGGCCUGGACGAGGAAGCCCUCACUCUGAUGUACUCUCUCACUGUGUCGGUCUUCGCCAUUGGAGGACUGGUGGGCUCUUUGAUGGUGGGCACGCUGGUCACUAAAUUCGGGAGGAAAGGGACCCUUGUGAACUCCACUGUGCUUGUCUUUGUUGCGGGAGCCCUCAUGGGCUUCAGCAGGACAUGCGCCUCCCUGGAAAUGGUCAUCAUCGGCCGUUUUGUCACAGGGAUACACUCAGGGAUCAGUCUAAGUGUGGUGCCCAUGUACCUGGGAGAGAUCGCUCCAAAGAAUGUCCGCGGCUUCCUGGGGCUCAUCCCCAGCAUCUUCAUCUGCAUAGGGGUCUUCAGCGCUCAGAUCCUGGGGCUUCAUGAACUACUGGGAAAGGCAGAGCACUGGCCUCUCUUCCUCUCCUUGGUGGUGGGGCCCACCCUCAUCCAGCUCAUGCUGCUGCCCUGGUUUCCAGAGAGCCCUCGCUAUCUGCUGAUUGAGAAGCGCAAUGUCCAUGCCACUAUCACGGCCCUGAAGUGGUACCGGACCAAGUGCAACAUCCAGUCGGAGAUUGAGGAAAUGCAGGAGGAGCAGCGGUCUCUGUCCUCAGUGAACACAGUGUCUGUGUUCGGCCUGCUGAUGGACAAGAGCGUGCGCUGGCAGGUCAUCUCCAUCAUCGUCAUCAACAUGGGCAUGCAGCUGUCCGGCAUUGACGCGAUCUGGUUCUAUACCAAUGCCAUCUUUGAGAAUGCUGGGAUCCCUGGCCCUCAGGUCCCGUACACUACAGUUGGAACUGGUGCCAUUGAAGUCAUUGCAGGUCUCAUAGGAGGCUUCACCAUUGAAAGACUUGGAAGGCGGCCAUUGAUGAUUGGUGGAUUCAGUUUCAUGGGGAUUUGUUGCGCAGGGAUCACACUUUCUCUGAUCUUACAGGCUCAUGUGCCCUUUAUGCGAUACAUAAGCGUGGGCUGCGUGAUCGGCAUCAUCGCAGGAUUCUGCAUAGGACCAGCUGGAGUUCCUUUCCUGAUAACAGCGGAGCUCUUCAAGCAGUCUCACCGCCCUGCGGCCUACACUGUGGCUGGCUCCCUCAACUGGAUCUCCAACUUCACCGUGGGCUUCGUGUUCCCCUUCCUACAGAUGUCAGCGGGGGCCUUCUGCUACCUGGUCUUCUGCGGGAUUUGUUCAGCAGUCGCCGCCUAUGUGUUCUUCAUCAUUCCGGAGACCAAGAACAAGACCUUCAUGGAGAUCAGCCAGAUGUUCGCCUCUAAAGAGUCAAUCUUCAGCCGCCAGCGGGUGGGCAGCGUGGGCCAGCUCAAGCUGAAGAAAAUGAACGGGUACGGCACACUGGAAAAUGCCUCCAUUAAGGGUGAGGAGGGCGAGAGAACGGGUGAUAAGUAG
Megalops cyprinoides (Indo-Pacific tarpon) is the source of this 1572-nucleotide messenger RNA. It is a transcript of the gene slc2a15b, whose product is annotated as solute carrier family 2 member 15b. The coding region runs from base 1 to 1572 and encodes 523 amino acids. The record is from RefSeq and is a predicted model, not a curated record. Gene Ontology annotation, cellular component: membrane. Gene Ontology annotation, molecular function: hexose transmembrane transporter activity. Lineage: Eukaryota; Metazoa; Chordata; Actinopteri; Elopiformes; Megalopidae. The transcript is spliced from 12 exons. Gene Ontology annotation, biological process: monosaccharide transmembrane transport.